Molecule: messenger RNA, 876 nt
Organism: Geodia barretti
Lineage: Eukaryota; Metazoa; Porifera; Demospongiae; Tetractinellida; Geodiidae
Source: the annotation of a GenBank genome assembly
AUGGCGAAUCCGUUGGUCAGAGUGACGCCGCUCGGUCGCGCGUUCGACAUCGCCAACUACCUGUUCCUCGGCCUGUUCGCGCUGUCGAUCCUGUAUCCGUUCUGGACCGUCAUCACCACCUCGCUGGCGUCGCCGGCGUCGUUGCCCGGCCGAGGGCUGCACCUCUGGAACGAAGAGUGGCGUACGGAGGCGUGGGCAUUCAUGUUCAGGGAGAACGCCGUAGGGACCGCCUACCUGAACACGCUGCACCGCGUCGUGUUCGGCACCACCUUGACGCUGUUCGUCACCUUCUGCGCCGCGUACGCGCUCUCGAAGCGCAACCUGCCCGGGCGAGGGGUGAUCACCUUCCUGCUCGUGUUCACGCUGUUCUUCCAGGGAGGCAUCAUUCCCACCUACCUGCUGGUGCGGAACCUGGGCAUGAUCAACUCGCGCUGGGUUCUGGUGGUCAUCCCUGCGAUCGCGGCGUUCAACAUCAUCAUCACGCGCAACUUCAUCAUGACCAUCGACCAGGCGAUGGAGGACUCCGCGGUGAUCGACGGCGCCAGCUACUGGCGCAUCAUGUUCAGCAUCUUCAUCCCCCUUGUCGAGGCCGGUGCUGGCCGUCAUCGCGCUGUGGACGGUGGUAAACCACUGGAACGCGUGCUCCUGCUGCGCGACAUCGUGCAGCGCCUGCAGGGCUUUCAGACCGACGAUUCCAUGCAGCGCCUGAUAGAGGAGCUCCGCGCGCAGGGGAUCGAGCCGGACUGGGCGCGCAUCCCGCACCGAUCGAUCCAGGCCGCGACCACGUUGAUCACCAUCGGCCCGGUGGUGCUGUUCUACCCUUUCGUUCAGAAGUACUUCGUGAAGGGCGUCAUGCUGGGAUCGGUGAAGGGAUAG